AAGUUAGGGUCACGGAAGUACGUAUUAAUAUUUUCUGUGUAAUAAAAUAUAAUAAUAAAAAGUUUAGAAGAACCUGUGUAAUUAAUUAUUAAUACAUGCUCACACAAUCUAUGAAAUACAAAGCGUAACCACAAUCAAGACAGUCAGUAAAAAAAAAUAGUGUUGAGGAUUCAGGAAAUAAUUUUAAAGUACAAACUUAUUUUUACCACAUAUUUUGCUAUUGUCAUCACUGAAUAGUAUUGUGCAAAAUGAAUAGGAAAAGAAAUGUUAGCUACAUCAAGCCCGAGGAUCCUCAUUUUUUAAAAAUCUUGAAGAAGGAAGCUGGAUAUGACAGUUCUAAUCAUAAGUUUGAUAAACUUGAUAAUGCUGAUGAGGAUUUCGUUGAUGAUGAAGACAGUGAGUUACCACAAGUAGUAGUACUUAAGGAAGGCGAUCUGACUGCCACUGAAGCAGAAGCAGAGAAAGAAAGAAUAAAACAGUUGGAAUCUGCAAUAAAAGCUGAUCUUUCCCAGAAAGUUAUUUUUAAAUCAAAGUCAAAUAAUAAAAAGACAGACCAAAAAAAGGUUUUACUGAAUAAAAAGAAAGAUAAAAAUAGACAACUUUUAUCCUUUGCUGAUGAAACUGUUUCUGAUAGUGAUACAUGAAGAGAUUUAAAUUAACUUCCACAUGUUUCAUGUUUGUAAGAGAGUUUCAGCACACUUGCUGGUGAUAUGGACUUUAUAAAUUUGUUAUAAGGCUCUGUGACUAUCUUUCAUUAUGGGUUUGAAAUUAAUAAUAUUGCUGCAACCGUAACAUCAAACUGUUUGACAACAUGUGUGAUAAUAAGGAAAUUGAGUGCAUAGAUUUUUAAACUUGGUAUGACAAAAUAGCUAAGGAAUAUCUGCAAUUUCAUUGAUUUCUCUUGUGAGGAUCAUUAAGUAUUUAACAUUACUAUUAUCUUUCAAUUAUCUCUACAGUUAAAUAAAAAGAAAUAUUACAAAUGAUUUAUAUUUCUUAAAAAUAUUGUCGAUUGUUUCAUGCUACAAACAAUCACAACAAUUUACAUCCAUUUGUUUAAAUUACUGUCCAAUUGCCUUUUGAAAAUAUUAUACAUGUGUAUUUUAUUAUUUAACAGCACCUGUUUUUUUUUAUGAUAUUCAUUCUUGUUUUAGUCAGCAUGCUAUUCUCACUUAACCGUUAGAGAAUUAAACACCAUAACAAAGUUUCCUCUGUUCAAGUUCACUAGAUAAUGUUAUCUCAAUGAUUUAAUCAAUGUUUGUAAAGGCACUGGCCUCUAAGAUACAGGAUUUGCUAGUUUAGGGGUCAGGAUUCCAAAGGUUUAUUCUAAUGUUUUAUUGUACUGAGUUUUUGUAAUAAAUAUUUUCUUUUUUUUUCUCUGUUUCCUGAUUAUGUUAAGUUUGUACCUCACUGCAACACUAUAUGUAUAAAGAGGGUCAAUUUUUAAUUUAACAUAUAGAACCUUCUAGUUAGUGGCAUAGGCUAUAUAUUAACCUGAAAACUGAAAAGAACUUUUUGUAGGAAUCGGAUUUAAAAAGUAAGUCUGAGAAAAAACGGUUGAUUGAAAUCGUUUCUUAAGAAUGCUGCCUUAACGAUGAGAGAUAUAGGAUUGAGUUUUAGAGCUUGAUAUUGACUACAAAAAAAGUCUGUGAUAGCAUAUGUAAAUAUAAAUAUUAUAUUUAAGUAACAAAAAGUAGAUAUUUCAUAUUUAAAAGACUUAAAAUAGUUAGGUCAUGUUUAUUGGUCAUAUUAUAAAAAAAUAUGAAUUCUUAUCAAUAUAAGCAAGCUAAUCGUCUUUCUUAAGAAAAUGAGAAAUUUGGAGAAAAUGAGGAUUCUUUGGAAAGGCUCUUUUUGGUCCGUAGGUAUUUAAUUUAAAAUUUUGUCAUACCCGACGAUCUUAAUUUUGGAUAUAAAGAUUGAAAAUCAGCCAAUCACGUAAUAUUGGAUGCACCCAAUACUGUCGUUUCUUUUUCUUUUUUUUAUAUGGAGUAAUAAGUAGGUACACACAUAAUGCUUCUUCGACUUCCAUCAUUGUAAUGACUGCCAUUCCAACACUCUGCACACACAUCCGCACCUGUCUGAACACUUGCGGUGAGAACCGGGCGGUUUCAAUCCGCCAUGUCUGAACUAGCUCUUAAGACGUUUUUUUUGUAUAUGAUCAAAAUGUCAAUCUAUUUAAAAAUAAUGUUGACUUAGGUAUAUCGGAUUGGAACUCUAGAAGAACCGUAUAAUAUUUUCGUACCAAAUAAUAACAUUACAUAUUGGAUAGAAGCUGGCGUUUCUUUGCCGAAUUCCAUGAUAUUCUAUGAAAAUUAAGCUUAAUUUGCUAUUCUCCGCGAAAAGCAAAAGAAUCUGUGUGUAAUUUAGAAUUUCUUCAAUCUAUAUACUCCACACCAAACAUUGUUAACAAUUAUUUAAUUUAAAGUAAAUCUUUGCAUAAUGAAAUCUUCUGUUUAAAUAAAGGAAUUCAAUAAUUGUAAGAUAGGAAUAGAAAUACCUUAAAGUGAUUGAAGAAAUUAUAAAUCACACCACACUGAUUCUUCGGCUACUUUCGGAACAUACCAAAUUAAGCUUAAUUUUGAUAAAUAACAUUACAUCAAAUACAAUAUACCUAUAGAGAAGUAUUGAACAAUAAAAAUAAAUAUUAUUUAUUCAAU
This is a messenger RNA of Pararge aegeria (speckled wood butterfly), 2654 nucleotides long. RefSeq lists its product as uncharacterized. The record is from RefSeq and is a predicted model, not a curated record. The transcript has a single exon. The coding region runs from base 249 to 644 and encodes 131 amino acids. Lineage: Eukaryota; Metazoa; Arthropoda; Insecta; Lepidoptera; Nymphalidae.